AUACAACCACCUUAACCAAUUACUACAGAUUAAGUACAAUAACCAUUAGUUAUAUUUGCAGUUAGACCAUAUAUUGAUAUGGCACCACCAUGAAUAGCUCUAAUGUCUUAAACAUUCAAUGAAUCUACAAUCAAAUGAGCCAUAUGACUUGGUGAAGGAACAGCGUAAUUGUAAUCACCAGGUGAAUAUUAUUUUGCUUAAAGAAGACGUCUUCUACUUUUCAAUCCUGUCUUUUUCAAUAUUGAUUCCAGACUCAAAGAAGAACUAAAUUAUAUACCAAUUUAAGAAUCUUCCUUUGCUAAUAUAUCUGAAUAUUAAUUUGAUGAAACCAUAUAACAACCGUAGUAAGCUGCUUCAGAAUUCGAACAUCUACAAACACUUAAUUGAACAAGUUCUCUUUGUUCACUAUUUGAAACUCUCAUUACUUGUACCAAUCCUCCAUAGCAUUCCUUACAUUUUACUCUAUUAAUAAAGAUAUUUUUCAUUAGUAAUGGAGUAUUUUUGGUUAUUUAAUCAACUAGCAUCAAAGCUGGAUUUAUGAUAUAUUCAGGAAAAUCAACACGAGAUUGUAAUAUUCUACAAAUAGCAUUUUACUCAUUAGUUAAUUAUUAAUCAUUGCAACUAACAGUGACAUUCAUAGAUGAUAUAUUCCUAAAUUAAACAGAAUCAAUAAAAACUGGAUUUACUAAUGGCUCUAUAACUUCGAUGUAUGGUCUAUAUGAUAAAACACCAUGUUAUGAUUCUAAGGUGUUGAACUUUACAAGAUUUGGAUUACGAAGUGAUAUGAAUCCAUAGUAAUAGAGUCCUUCACUAUAACAAUUCUGGAUUUCUACUUAUCCGUUAUCUUAUUCAAAUGCAGCUAAUCUCUUUAUUAACAUGAACUCCUCAAUUAUUUAAAAAUUAGUUAGGUUACUGAAAUAAUCUAAAGCAUUACUGUAAUUCCCUGAAAUUUUUAAUCCAAUUAAUGUAGUCUUUUAAAUUUAUAAAGUUCUCUCAUCAUAUUUCACUUUUAUUGAUGUACCACUUAAACCAUAACAAUUUGAGAUAAUACUGUUUCUUAUAGUAAAUUAUUAUUGCCUAUCUGAUGCAGUUACAUAAAUUCCACCACCAUCAGCUCUUGCAAUACAACCUUUUAAAUCCAUAUUCUCUAAGAGCAUGUUCAAUUAAGAAUAGGUUGAAUCUACAUAAAUGCAACCUCCUCUUGAAACGACUGCACCAUUCAUUGGAGUAAAUGCAUUAACUAUUGAACAACUAUUGAAAUAUACUUCUCCUUCCUUCAAAGCUUUUACAAAGAUUCCACCUCCAACUUUACCUGUAGAAUUAGUAAAUUAUGAAUUGAGCAAACGAAUAUUAAAACCUGCUAAAAACAUAUGUCCUCCUUCUGCUAAAUCAUUCAUUUAUUAAGAGAGUGGAUUUUAAUUAAUAAAUUUGCUUGAAUCGAAAUUACUAUUAAUCAUUGUAAUAUUUCUAGUAGUCUAUCUACCACAUUCUAAAUACAAUACAGCCCCAAAACCACUUACUUAGUUAUUUUUCCAAUAAGAAUUCUAUAGAUUUAAAGUUCCUACCACACUUCUAAUUAAUAAGGUUGGAUUACUUGGUCUUAGUGUUCCUUUUAGAAAUGAAGCAGAAUAAUGUUUAUUGUUAUUGAAAUUAAAGUUUUAGAGAGUGACUAUUUAUUCUUAAGUUGAAUCAAUUAAUAUGGCACUAGAUGGAACUGCCAAUACAGUAGUUGUAAUAGUACAAUAUUGA
Paramecium sonneborni is the source of this 1749-nucleotide messenger RNA. Lineage: Eukaryota; Ciliophora; Oligohymenophorea; Peniculida; Parameciidae. The record is from the annotation of a GenBank genome assembly.